Molecule: messenger RNA, 1683 nt
Organism: Brugia malayi
Lineage: Eukaryota; Metazoa; Nematoda; Chromadorea; Rhabditida; Onchocercidae
Exons: 5
Coding region: 1-1683 (560 amino acids)
Biological process (GO): regulation of DNA-templated transcription
Molecular function (GO): zinc ion binding; sequence-specific DNA binding; DNA-binding transcription factor activity
Source: RefSeq, a predicted model, not a curated record
AUGUCAGAACAAUUUGACUGGGAGGAUUUUUUUCUAUCCCAGCAUUUGGAUCAUUCUGUUUCCUAUGGAACAUCGAAUGCCGCCACCAUCAAUGAUACGAGUAACAGCGGAAUGGAGGAAUUUCGAUUGCCUAUUUCAUCUGCAACUUAUUAUGAUAACUUAUCUUCUGAUACAACCCAAUCAUCAUAUAUUGAUAUUUCAAAUAAUCAUUUGGAAGACUUUGAUCGGAUGAGGCCGACAAUUACACCGUUGCAACACAGUUCAUCAACAUUUAUUCAGAAUUCAACGGAUGACUUCGCGCCACUUUCUACUGCCGAUAGCAGUUCAAAUAGUGCUGCAAAUCUCGAUGUCAUCUUCAAUAUUCCUGCUUCAGUUUCAAUGUCAUCUGAUGUCACAGAUACUCAUACUUCUACUGCAAUGCCACUUAUAGAUGCACUAAUUUUGCCUAAUUCGCAGCAAAUUGUGUUAAGCAAUGACACAAUAGGAUGCCAAGCAGCAGUAAUAGAGAAUACAGUGGACAGAACUAUUGUGAAUCCACUGUUGACAUCUUCCAGUGCUUCGGUAGAAUAUCGAUAUUUGAAACGACCAAAUGAUAGUGGAAGUCAAUCGUUGGAACAUUGCAACGAAUUGGAUGUAAAACGAUCAACAAGGAAUGAAAUGUUUGAAACCAAUUUCAAUGAACAACACUUAUCAUCAAAGCCAUCGGUUUCAUAUCCAACAAAUCAGAUGUCAGAAUUUUCACCAUAUGUUGAUGAAAUGUCUAACAAUAUGCACUCAGGUGAAACGUCAACCAAUAAUGCUCCUUCAUAUGGCUCGAAAUUUCAUCUCUGUAAUAUGAUUCAGCCAUUCCCAGUUACCGAUUCUCUUGUGACAAUAUCAGAAACCAAUCAAGAGGACGAAGGAAAAGUAUUUCAAGAACUGAAAUCGUAUUCAGAUCCCAGCUCCUCUGCUGCAACAAGCAAUACUGAGCAACAAAUAACAUAUACUAUGCCUGCUGGAUUUCACGAACAACAAUUAUCACGACAAUUAGUUUUGAAUUUUAACAUUCCCAUGAACAGAAAUCAUUUAGUGAAUAGACGGCAUCAAGUUUUACCUGCUACAUCUCAGCUUAGUCCAUCACUACAUAAGAAGAAGGAUGAUCGUGAAAGCCGCAAAAAUUCUUUGAUGUAUUCAAAUGAAGAAAAUAGUAAUUUAUGCGCUGUAUGUGGCGAUAAAGCUUCGGGGAAUCAUUACGGUGUAUUAAGUUGUGAAGGAUGCAAAGCGAAAAUAUUUCAAUUACAAAAAGUUAAAAAAAGACGACAAAACCAUGAAUAUCAGUACAAGGGAUUAUCGGACAAAGUAAUUGGAAAGUCGAAGGAUCUAUGCGUUGUUUGUGGUGAUAUUGCAUCCGGUAAUCACUAUAAGGUGUUAACCUGUGAAGGAUGUAAGAGUUUCUUUCGACGAAGUAUACAGAAGAAAGCAAAAUACCAUUGUGUUAGGAGUGGCAAUUGUCCAAUAACGGCAAAGGAUAGAAAUAACCUCACGUGUUCACCAAUAAAAGAAGGUACAAUGAUAAAAUGCGAAUUAAGUGUGGAAGCUUGGAGGAAAUCACAAUGCUACUUGAUAAAGGGAUUCAAAGAGGCAACCACUUCAGCAGAUGGAUCGCACAAUUUCUGCAGUUCGUAUCACAAAUUCAAGAAGUGA